AUGAUUCGCACAGACGCCAUGUUGACUCUUUCUCAUCAUACUCUUAUUUCUCUUCUUUUAACCAGAUUGUCUCCCGCAAUUUCUCGUAUAUUUUUUCUGAUUUAUUGUAUUGUUUUUCAUUAUUUCCUUUCUUUCAUUUUUCCUUCCUUCCUUUAUUUAUUUAUUUCCUUCUUUCUUUCUUUCUUUCUUUCUUUCUUUCUUUCUUUCUUUCUUUCUUUCACAAUGUAUUCCCUUCUUUCCAUAUGCAAUGGUUUCUUUGUCUCCAUUUCUUUUUCCUUGUUCGGUCUUUCAUUGUUUCCGAUCGUAACAUCUUUUUCCUUCAUAAUUUCCAUUCUUUCUGAGAUGGGAUGUGUGUCUUUCAUUUUUUUCAUUCCUUCAUUCCUUUCUUUCUUCAUGUUAUCAUUCGUUCUUUUUUCUUUAUUUUCAAUUAUGGUAUUUUCUUUCAUAAUUUUCUUUCUUAGAUUCACUGUGUUCUUUGUUUCUGGUUUCUUUCAUUCCAUUUUUAUUCUUUCUUUCUUUCUUUCUUUGUUCCUAAAUUUCUUUCUUUUUCUUUUCUUGCAUUCUUCAUUCUAUUGUCUUUUUUAUCACCAGCUUUCUUUUUUUACUUCACAUUUUACCCUUUUCCUUCCUUCCUUCCUUCCUUCCUUCCUUCCUUCCUUCCUUCCUUCCUUUUCAAUCUGUUCUCUUUACCCCCUUUAUAUUUCUUCACCCUUUCUUCUCCUUUGCCUGUCACUCUAG
Acanthosepion pharaonis is the source of this 738-nucleotide messenger RNA. The record is from the annotation of a GenBank genome assembly. Lineage: Eukaryota; Metazoa; Mollusca; Cephalopoda; Sepiida; Sepiidae.